AUGUACUCAGACCAAGAGGAAUACAGCAACACCAAUAACGCUAGCUCGCAGAAACUCGGAUCAUUAUUCAAGGACAGCAACAACAUGUCGGGAAACCAGUCGUUGCAAUAUAGCUCAAAGGCACAGGCCGCGGGCGCAUCUGCGCAGCAGAAGCAAGACAUCAUUCUAGGUGCCGCCAUCCAUCUGUUCAAAUAUGAUCAAGCAGGAGACAAGUAUGUCACAGUUGGUAACUACUCCUCAGCGAUCGUCUCCUACAGACCAAAUGGAAAGUAUCAGCUGUUGAUCUAUGACAACAACAGAGCAUCAAUAGUCACUGCCACAAUCACACCAGCAUUCAACUACACUGUCAAUGAACUUUAUGGUAACUUUGUUGAUCAGGGACAGAACUGGUCAAUGUCAUUCAAUACUAAGGAGGACUCGAUCAAGUUUGCUACUCACAUUGCCAUUGCCAAGUGUGCAAGUGGUAACUACCAGGCAGUUGUUGAGAUGGACCUCGGCCCUGCACCCGCCGGCGUGAAGGGCAAAGGCGUCCAGAGCGGAGACCGUGUCUCGAUCAAGUACACUGGAUGGCUCGACAGCAACCAGCGUGUCGGCUCGAUGUUUGACACCAACACCGCUGCGGCCACACCCCUCAGGUUCGUCCUGGGCGAGGGCAAGGUCAUCAAGGGUUGGGACAUUGGUGUCGUUGGCAUGAAGAAGGGCGUCAAGCGUAUCCUGGUCAUCCCAUCAGAGCUGGCCUACGGCAAGGCCGGCCAGUCGUCCAUCCCACCCAACUCAAACCUCAUCUUUGACGUUGAGGUCAUGGGUUCAAAGAAGAAGGAGGGAGCAGCUGAGGAGCCAGCACUGCCAUCGCUCAGCGGUCAGGGUGCCGUGCCACAGCAGAACCUCCCCACCACACUCUUUGAGAGCUCGCCAUCGCCCUCGGAGAAGGCUUCACUAAUGCAGCGUGUCGCCAAGCUGGGCAAGCCAACUGGAUUCACCUCCCCACCACCAUCUGACAAUGAGCACUCUGACAGCCAGUCGUCAACAUCAUCGAGACAAUCCUCAAGUCAGAGGAGUCGUUCAGAUAGCCAUGGUAACAGCGGCAACAACAACAGCAACAACAACAACCAGGGUAACAACAACAACAACAACCAGAACAACAACAACAACAACAACCAGGGUAACAACAACAACAACAACUUCAACAACAAUAACAACAACCAAGGUAACAACUUCAACAACAACAACAACAACAACUUUGGCAACAACAACAACCAAGGUAACUUUGGCAACAACAACAACAACAACUUUGGUAACAAUGGCAACUUUGGCGGCAACAACUUUGGCAACAACAACUUUGGCGCCGGUAACUUUAACAAUGGACCAUUCAACCCGGGCUUCAACCAGGGCUUCAACCCAAUGUACCCACAGAUGUCCUCGCAGAUACUGUCAAUGGGUGGCCAACCCGGCUUAUAUCCACCAGGUGCCAUCGUGCCCCACCAAGGCGCACUCGUGCCACUGCUCCAAGGCGCACCUCAGCCACAGAUCAUCCAUGUUGCACCACCUGCACCAGUCGCCCCAGCUCCAGCACCAGCUCCAGCACCAGCCCCUGCUCCCGCCCCAGCACCAGUCGCUGCUGCACCAGCCCCCGCCACCGCCGAGACUGUUCAGAUGCUCGUCGAGGAGAAGCAAUUCAAGAACGACCUCAAGAAUAGCCUUGCCCACUUUGAUCGCAAGCUCGAUGAGGUCAGCGCCAAGUUCGAGACACUGAAGACUCCCAUCGUCCAGGGUGACAUUGCCAUCUCUGGUCUGCUGUUGGUCCAGUCGCUCUACAAGAUCGUCGAGGACAACGAGAAGUUGGUCAAGGACAACGUCGACAAGGAGGCCAAGCUCUCUCAGUACAAGGAGAGCAUCGCCAUGCUGCACAAGAAGAACGAGCAGUUCCUCGAGGAGAACACCAAGAUUAUCGAGUCGAGAAACGACGCAUACAGCGACAACGUGUCGCUGGCGCGCAAGCAGGUCGUCCAGUUGCAGAAGGAGAAGUCGGCACUCGAGGAGGAGAUGGCCGAGAAGCAAAUCCAGCUCAACAAGGCCCUGAGCCAGAUCAACACAAUGAAGCGCGAGUAUGGUGCCGUCCACGAGGAGCUGCAGGCUCAGCGCGACGAGAUUGCCAAGACCGUCGCCGACCACGAGGCUUCCAGAACCGCCGAGAAGGAGACUGCCGCCAAGGUGCGUGCCCUCAACAAGAUGUUGCUCAACGAGAAGAACCUGCGCAAGACAGACAACGAGCGCAUUGGCACACUCGAGGACGAGCUCAAGGAUGCCCAGGACUCACUGCAGCAGGCCGAGAAGACUCACGAGGAGCUGGUCAAGAAGCUCAAGGUCGACAUCCUGCGCCAGAAGAAGCGCUUCGAGGAGAAGAUCGCUGCUCUGGGCGUCGAGGUCACCGCCGCCAAGGACGCUCUCGAGCAGGAGCGCAAUGCCAUGGGCUCAGUCAGCACUCUGAUCGAGAACGCCAAGAAGGAGGUCGAGGAGCAGUUCAACCUGCAGAUUUCAAAGAAGAACGAGGAGAUCACCGCCUCGGAGCUGCUGGUUGCCACCGAGCGCUCGCAGGUCUCUGGUCUGAAGCGCGAGCUCGACAACCUCAAGGCUUCAAUGGAGUCAGUCGCACAACAGCUGGACGAGGAGAAGGCCAACGUGCACAAGUCCUACGAGAAGGGCUUCAACGAGGGAAUGAACAGCAGCAACAAUGCCAACGACGCAAUUGAGAAGCUCGUCGUUGAGAAGGAGGAGAUCUACAAGAAACUCGAGACCUCGAUCAAGGAGAACAAGGAGACUGCUCUGAAGCUCAAGGAUGUCAACAAGCAGUUGGAGGAUGAGAAGGCCAAGCCACCCGUAGUAGUUGCCGCACCCGCAGCAGCCGCCGCCCCCGCCGCCAAGGCUGACAUUACCGCUGAGGUCAAGGGAUUGAUGCAGAAGGUCUACGUUGGCAUUGCAGAGGAGCUAGAGGAGGACGAGACAUACAGCACCGACGACAUCCUUAGCACAUUCAAGGGUGUCAUCAAGAGAACCACUGUCGAUUUCCUUCAAUCAAAGCAAGAGGAGAAGGCACAAGAGGAGGAAGAAGAGGAGGUCGAAGCCGAGGAGGCAGAGGAGGAGGAGGAAGUCGAGGAUGAGACUGAAGAUCAGUCAGUCCCAGAGCCAACACCAGCUCCAGUCUCAGCCCCUGUCGUUGAGGAGACUACCCCAUCUACAACCACUACCACCGUCACUGAGGCACCAAAGCCAGUUGAGCCCUCAAGCGUUGAUAUGGAUGGUGAUGACGAUGACGACGAUGAUGUGGACAUUGAUGAUGAGGCACUCAACAAGGAGAUUGAGGCCGAGCUUGCUCAAAUAGAGAAGGAGGAGCAAUCUGAGCCCGCUGCUGAGCCAGUCGUCGAGACCUCCGCUCCAGCUGUCGCCGAGCCAGUUGCUAUUGUCGAGCCUGUUGUCGAGCCAGUCGCUGUUGUCGAGCCAGCCGUCGAGCCAACCGUCGAGCCAGUUGCUAUUGUCGAGCCAGUUGUCGAGCCAGUCGUUGAGUCCGCCCCAGCCGCCGAGCCAGUCACCGAAUCAACUCCAGAUGUUAAGCCAGCUGAGGAGAAUGACGAUGAUGACGAUGAUGAUGACGAUGUAGAGGACGAGGUUGUCGUUGAGGAGGAGCCAGCCAUCCCACCACCCAUCCCAGAGGAUGAGGUCAAGACACCAGUCGCAGUUCCAGAGAUUGAUGAGGAGGAGGAGGAGAUCAAGACACCUGCCGUUCCAGAGAUUGAUGAGGCAGAGGUUGAGCCAACACCAUCCGUCACCUCAUCGACUGCCGCCACCAAGCACGAGUCCGACGCAUCGGACGACUCUUUCGAGAAGAUCCCAACAUCAUCCCCACCAGGACUCGAGACUGAUGAGGAAGCCUACGAGAUUGAGUAUGAGGAGGAGACACAGGCACCACCACCCGUGCCAGAGCCAGAGGUUGAGGAGGUCCCAACUCCAGCUCCAGCCGUCGAGGAGACCCCAGCCCCAGCCCCAACUCCAGCUCCAGUCGUUGAGGAACCAGCCAAGCCAACUCCAAAGAAGUCCUCUUUCUUUGACUUUGAGGAUUCAAGCCCAUUCAGCAUGGACGAGCCAAAGAAGACAUCGGCCGUCUCUGGCGCAUCGCCAUUUGACGAUCCAUUCGCCAGCACCACACCAAGCACAGCCACAACCACACCCAAGAAGGACUUCUUCUCUGACGACUCGCUGUUUGGCGGUUCGUCCGAGUCCUCAGAUCUCUUUGCCAGCUCAUCGUCGACCAAGAGCAGCGAGCCCAAGGCCUCGACCUUCAACUCAGACUCACUGUUUGGCAGCGACUCAUUUGGAUUCAAAUCAUCGCCCACCGUCAGCAAGCCCAAGCAAGACUUCUCAUCCCUGUUUGGUGCCGAUCCACUGGCCUCUCUAACAGCUUCCACCGAUGAUGAGGAGAAGACCAAGGAGGACAACUUUGUUCUGCCACUUUAA
This is a messenger RNA of Acytostelium subglobosum LB1, 4509 nucleotides long. RefSeq lists its product as hypothetical. The record is from RefSeq and is a predicted model, not a curated record. NCBI's taxonomy places the organism in Eukaryota, Evosea, Eumycetozoa, Acytosteliales, Acytosteliaceae. Gene Ontology annotation, molecular function: peptidyl-prolyl cis-trans isomerase activity. The transcript is spliced from 3 exons. The coding region runs from base 1 to 4509 and encodes 1502 amino acids.